GUCAGGUUAGGUACGUUUCCUGUGUGCUCCCAACCGGCGGCGGCGAGAGCAAUGAUGAAGGCGCAGGAAGGAGCGGGCUCUCUCCUGCUGUUUAUCACCCCCUUGUUACUUCCACAGACCUUCGCCUCUGAGCUGUCAGUGGUGACCUGCGGCUCGGUGGUCAAGCUGCUCAACACUAAGCACAACGUCCGCCUGCACUCACAUGACGUCAGAUACGGCUCCGGCAGUGGUCAGCAGUCAGUGACUGGAGUCACUGCUGCAGAUGAUGGCAAUAGUUACUGGAAAGUCCGUGGAAAAACCUCCACCGUGUGCGGGAGGGGAACACUAAUAAAAUGCGGACAGUCUAUCCGUUUUACACAUGUCAGUACUGGACGCAACCUCCACAGCCAUCACUUCACCUCUCCGUUAUCAGGAAACCAGGAAGUUAGUGCAUUUGGAGAUGAUGGGGAAGGAGACAUCCUAGAUGACUGGACUGUCGUUUGCAAUGGAGAAUACUGGCAGCGAGAUGAAGAGGUGCGGUUCAAACAUGUGUCAACCAACGUAUUGUUGUCUAUCACAGGGGAACAGUAUGGGCGUCCUAUAAAUGGGCAGAGAGAAGUGCACGGCAUGACGUACGCAAGUCAGCACAACUACUGGAAAGUAAUGGAAGGCAUCUUCAUGAAACCGAGUGAGCCUCCAAGGACUGACUACAUGCACUCUGAGUUAUGACAGCCGCAACUUAGACUUUAUAAAGUCCUCCAGUCUUCUUUCUUAACCGCACAGUGUUGAGUUCGGCAAGGAUUUCUCAGAAAACCUGUAAAGCUCAGAGAUUUUAGCAAUGAAUUCAGGGGCACGGUUUGAAUGGUGCAUCCCUAUGUCGGUAUUAUUCUUAUCAUUUGAUAUUUUAAUGUUAAGGGAGCAUGGGGCCAUGCUGUUUGAUAGUAUGGCCAUGCAUCAGCAGAACAAAUCCUUCUUCCUAUUCUUGGCAACAAGUGGUUUAAAAUACAAAGGGUUCAAAUAAUAAUUCUAUUUGUUAAUGUCAAUUCGAGAACAUUUGUGUAUGCCUUACCAACUCCUGUAUUCCGUUUUUACUGACAGACACCUUUAACAUAUGGCAAAA
Messenger RNA from Nanorana parkeri, 1099 nucleotides. It is a transcript of the gene SDF2, whose product is annotated as stromal cell derived factor 2. NCBI's taxonomy places the organism in Eukaryota, Metazoa, Chordata, Amphibia, Anura, Dicroglossidae. Bases 52 to 708 code for a protein of 218 amino acids. The transcript has 3 exons. The record is from RefSeq and is a predicted model, not a curated record.